This is a messenger RNA of Bombus pyrosoma, 4142 nucleotides long. It is a transcript of the gene Ctps, whose product is annotated as CTP synthase. The coding region runs from base 627 to 2396 and encodes 589 amino acids. Gene Ontology annotation, biological process: pyrimidine nucleobase biosynthetic process; CTP biosynthetic process. NCBI's taxonomy places the organism in Eukaryota, Metazoa, Arthropoda, Insecta, Hymenoptera, Apidae. The record is from RefSeq and is a predicted model, not a curated record. Gene Ontology annotation, molecular function: CTP synthase activity; identical protein binding. Gene Ontology annotation, cellular component: cytoophidium; cytoplasm. The transcript is spliced from 11 exons.
UACCAACUUUUUAAAUUAAUUUUUUUAGUACUUUAAUUAAUGUUUUUUUUAAAUUAAAGUUUCAACUUCAAUUAUUAGAAAAAAGUGAAACAUUUUACACAGUUCAAUUAAAGUUUUCUUAUUAUUAAUAAUAAAGGAUUAAACGAUGUACAAGGAUUUAUAAAGCUAGGAAAUUAUAAACAUUAGAAAAGUACAUUGCUUCAGUUUCUAUAUAAUAAUUUCAGAAUAUUUUAUAUUGUACGUUUAAAAAUCCCGCCAUAACGCUCCCAUCUUUUCAAAUAAAAUAAGUAGCACAUAAAUCUUGAUCGUGAAUAGUACUAAUAGUACAACAUGUGGGACGGCUCUUUCAUUGACUGUCACGCGUUGCUAUAUGAUUAUAUUUGUAUAUGUGAUAUUUUUGGCCAAUAUCUGUACUUAUUUUUACAAUUUUAUUAGGUCUAUCAGAAAUAACCAAUCAGAUUAGCAUUCUUUUGGCUAGUCUUCUUAUCGCAAACAAACAGUAAGAGUAGGCUGCGUGUCCCCAUUGGAUCCAGAUAUCACUCAAUGAAAUCGAACAACUUUGAAUAACAGAAGCGUAUGGAGAAGUUGAUGCAAAUAUUCUCCGUAGAAUAGAUCGCUUGUAAAAUAUGAAAUAUAUUUUAGUAACCGGUGGUGUGAUCAGCGGAGUCGGCAAAGGUGUUAUUGCAAGUUCAUUUGGUACUAUACUUAAACAUUGCAAUAUUCAUGUGACAUCUAUCAAGAUAGAUCCUUAUAUAAAUAUCGAUGCCGGCACAUUUUCUCCAUACGAACACGGAGAAGUAUAUGUGUUGGAUGAUGGUGGAGAGGUAGAUCUUGAUUUAGGAAACUAUGAACGUUUCCUAGAUAUUACUUUACACAGAGACAAUAAUAUCACAACAGGUAAAAUUUAUCAACAUGUAAUAUCAAAGGAGAGACAUGGCGAUUACUUGGGAAAAACAGUUCAAGUAAUACCACACAUAACAGAUGCCAUUCAAGAAUGGGUUGAAAGAGUUGCAAAACAAUCUGUAACAAAGGAUGGUGAUAAACCAGAUGUUUGCAUUAUUGAAUUAGGUGGAACCAUAGGAGAUAUUGAAGGAAUGCCUUUUGUAGAAGCUUUUAGGCAAUUUCAAUUUAGAGUAAAAAAAGAAAACUUCUGUUGUGCACAUGUAUCAUUAGUGCCACAACCAAAAUCUACAGGAGAACCAAAAACAAAACCAACUCAAUCCAGUGUGAGAGAAUUACGUGGUUUGGGUUUGUCUCCUGAUCUCAUAGUUUGUAGAUCUGAACUACCAAUAGGUGACUGUGUGAAAGAAAAAAUUUCGAAUUUUUGUCAUGUUGCUCCUGAACAGGUGAUAACAAUACAUGAUUUGUCAUCUAUAUAUCGUGUUCCUUUGUUGAUGGAAUCUCAAGGUGUUAUUGAAUUCCUAAAUGACAGGUUACAAUUGAAUAUUGGAAUGCCACGUCCCCGAUAUUUUAUGCGAAAAUGGAGAGAUUUGGCGGAUCGCACUGAUCAUUUACGAAAAGAAGUAAACAUCGCGUUAGUUGGAAAAUAUACAAAAUUAGAAGACUCCUAUGCAUCAGUUACAAAAGCAUUGCAACAUGCUUGUAUUCAAGUUGGCUACAAACUCAAGUUAACAUAUAUAGAGGCUGAUAAUUUAGAAUACAAUACAAAAGCAAUAGAUCCUGUACUAUACCAUGAAGCCUGGCAUCAACUUUGUAGAAGCAAUGGUGUUAUAGUACCAGGUGGAUUUGGUAAAAGGGGUAUGCUGGGAAAAAUGGAAGCAUGUGGAUGGUGUAGAACAAAUGAUAAACCUUUUCUUGGUAUUUGUUUGGGCCUACAAGUGGCGGUAGUUGAGUUCGCAAGAAAUGUUUUAGGCAUAGAGGAUGCAAAUAGUAUAGAAAUUGAUCCAGAAACUGAUCAUCCCCUCGUUAUAGACAUGCCUGAAUAUAAUCCAGAACAAAUGGGUGGAACCAUGAGGCUCGGAAAAAGAUGCACUCGAUUUACAGAAAAUAAUUCUCUCAUAAAGCAGCUGUAUGGCAAUAAGAAUGUUAUAGAAGAAAGACAUAGGCAUCGAUAUGAAAUUAAUCCAAAGUAUAUCAAUGAUUUAGAAGCAGCUGGAUUGAAAUUCGUAGGUCAUGAUGAGGAAAAUUUACGUAUGGAAAUAGCAGAAUUGGAAGGGCAUAGUUACUAUGUUGCAACGCAAUUCCACCCAGAAUAUUUGUCUAGACCGUUAAAACCUUCACCUCCAUUCUUAGGAUUAAUUUUGGCCAGUGUUGGUAAAUUAAAACAUUACUUAGCCAAAGGUUGUAAACUUUCACCUCAAGUGGUCAGUGAUAAUGAUUCAGAUACCGAAAAUCUAGUUGAUGACGAUGAAACAACAAAUAAUGAGCGAGGCUAGUAUAAGUGAUAGCAUUAUAUUAAUUUGAGUAAUUAAUAAUGAAGUACUAUUAUGUUUAUAUAUGUACGUAUGUUGAUAUUACAAAAUUUUUUUAUUUUAGAACAAAGUUUUGAAUACAUAUUCAAAUAUAUGCGUAAUAAUAUACUAUAUACUUAUACUAUAUAAUUGUACUUUGAUCCUCCCUCAAUCUUGCUUAGAUCUAUGUUCGUAACAUAAAUAACUCAAAUCAUAUCUAAUUAAUUGUUUAUUUAAAAUAAUAUGACGAUAUGUAUGACUUCAAAUAUAUUCUUCGGUUAAUUUUUAAUAUACAUAUGUCUUGAAAAAAAGGUAGAUUCGUGUUUAUAUCCGAAGAAUUUGUUUUUUCUAUUAGUAAGUUUUAUAUAUUUUAUGAUAUAAAGUAUUUUUAUAUUUUAUCUAUGUAUUGACACGAUUACCAGUGGUCGCUGAAAGGAUCGGUUAACGGAGGUUUGGAUACGUGUACAAUAUAUAUUUUGUAAUCAAAAAAAUCCAUAGAUAAUAAUUUAUACUAAAUAAAUGAAAAGCUUAAAUAUUUGCAAAUUUCUGAUAGAUUAGACUUCUACUAUGAACAAGAAUUUUCCAUAAUAAAUAUGAAAUUUAUAAUAAUACUAUUAUUAUUAUUGAUUUAACGUAAAGAAGUCUAUUUCUAGCAUCAAAAUUUUGCUUGAAUUACAAAUUUGAAAAAUCGUAAACAUAUUAUUUCUGUGGUAAAUAUUAAUGAAUGAGAUUCGUUCGUUGAAGUGUUUUUAUUGUUUUUCGUUUCUGUAAUUAUAUUAUUUUAAACUGAUAUUUAAACUAUUAGUUUUUUAUAACCAUCGCAUAUUUCGUUCGCUUCCUUCUCACUUACAUAUAUAGUUUCUAUAAUUCCAGUUAAAAAAUGUAAUUCUAUUACUAUGUACAAUGUAUUUUCGUUAAUUGUUAUAUUUUAAGAGUUUCACUAACAAAAUUAAAGCAUCUUACAUUUUAUGAGAAAAUAAAAUUUUACGUUCUUCAGGAACGUUGGAUACUUUUAUCGCACUUAACUUUUUCGUAGUUUAUAUGUGAAAGUGUAAAAUUAAGUUUAUGGCAACUCUACAAAAUCUUUGUUGUUACAAACUACGUGCUUCAGCUAACUAGUUUUUAUCAAGGACUUAUUGUUACAAAAUCAUAAUCACGACUUUUUGUCUUUAUUUAGCAGCACAUGCGUUCUGCUGAAUACAGUAUAUAAAAUAUACACUGGCAUAUUAUUACAGUAAAACAUUUCCUUUGUAUAAAAAUGAUAUAUAUACAGCACACUCUCACUGUUACACGUAUAGUAUACGAAUAUUAGUUUUGAUAAGAUUAAUGUUAAGUUACAGUAUAGAAUUCGGAUUGUUACACUUCACGAAAGAAAUAAAAUAUCUGUAAAUACAUAAUAAACAAAUGUAAACAAAAUAAAUAUAAAGAAAAAGUAAAAUGCACUUUGGACGGUAAGCAUUACAAAUAAUACUGAGAACACACUUUUCGCAGAAAUAAAGAGAGAAAAAAGUAUUUUACAUGUAAUGAAAUAUUUCUGAAGAUUUAGAAAUAUUUUAUAUAUGUACAAAUAACUUUGUUGUCAUUGAUAGAAAAAUAGCAUAGCCAAUAAAUUUCUAAAGGGGGUUUAAAAUCAGUUGAUUUGUUGAUGUUCUUACGAUUAAUGCUAACAGGUAAAAACUCUGAUAUAACAGAGUAAAAAAGAAACAAAUAACUGUUCUCAUUUUUAAAAUA